Danio aesculapii is the source of this 2949-nucleotide messenger RNA. Its product is annotated as gastrula zinc finger protein XlCGF8.2DB-like. The transcript has 2 exons. The record is from RefSeq and is a predicted model, not a curated record. NCBI's taxonomy places the organism in Eukaryota, Metazoa, Chordata, Actinopteri, Cypriniformes, Danionidae. The coding region runs from base 52 to 1161 and encodes 369 amino acids.
GCCGCCAUCAGUGAAAGACAAAGACAGAGUUUAUUGAAGGACAGUGAGAAGAUGAGUGAUCCAGAACCCUGCAGAAUUAAACAGGAAGAGACUGAAGAACUAAUAGAUGUGAUGGUAAAGGAGGAGAGUGAAGAACUGUGUGAAGAUGAGGAGAAACAUCAUGUCAAGAGUGAAGAAGAAACUCACCCAGAGUACAAACACAAUUUUAUAAUGAAAAGGAAAGAUUUCACCUGCACUCAGUGUGGAAAGAGUUUCACCCGCAAAUGUGAUCUGAAGUCUCACAUGUUGAUCCACACUGGAGAGAACCCUUACAGGUGUUCACACUGCGUCAAGAGAUUCUAUUGUUCAGCACACCUGAAAUCGCAUGAGAAGACCCACACUGGAAGGAAACUGCACAAAUGUGAUCAAUGCAGCAAAUUAUUUUCAAGACCUUCAGAGUUAAAGAUCCAUCUUAAAAUUCACACAAAGGAGAAGCCUUAUUCAUGCUCUGAGUGUGGAAAGAGUUUUAUACAUCAGUCACAUUUAAAAACACAUCAGAAGAUCCACACUGGUGUGAGAGAGUUUGUGUGCUUUCAGUGUGGGAAGAGUUUUAUUAAAGCUGGAGAUUUGAAACGACACCAGAUAGUCCACACUGAAGAGAAACCAUUCACAUGUACUUUGUGUGGGAUGAGUUUUAAACAGUCAUCAAACCUUGAAAAGCACAUGCUGCGCCACACUGGAGAAAAACCACACAAAUGUGAUCAAUGCGGUAAAACGUUUUUCAGAGCUUCUCAUCUGACGGACCAUCUUGAAGUUCAUGCACAAGAGAAACCUUAUGAAUGUCCUGUGUGUGGAAUGAGUUUUAGACGUUUACGAAAUUUAAACGAACAUCAGAAGAUCCACACUGGUGUGAGAGAGUUUGUCUGCUUUGAGUGUGAGAAGACUUUCAUUAGAGCUACUGACCUGAAACAACACCAGAGGAUUCACACUGGAGAGAAACCGUACAUAUGUACUGAGUGUGGGAAGAGUUUCAGAGUUUCAUCAUCUCUUACUUCACACAUGCUGCGCCACACUGGAAAAAGGCCACAUAAAUGUGAUCAAUGCUGUAAAUCAUUUUUGAGGCCUUACGAGCUGAGGAAACAUUUUCUGACUCAUACAAGACAGAGCCUUAUUCCCUGUUAACAUCAAUGAUAUUUACCUUCCUGGAAACUCUCAACUGUAUUCACGAACAUCAGAUUUCACAGCUAAAUGUAUGUUAAUGAAUGAUAUUACAUUAACUCUCAAUUGACACUUCACAGCAGUUUGAUUGACAGGUGAUCCAGUCAACUAUAACCAGAAACUCUGUGCCCCCGUCACUGUCCACCAUGUUUUUUGACAGACGUAGCAAUAGAGUAGCAUUGGCUUUUAACAUAAACAUGGUGAAGAUGUGCUCUUAUGGAAAUGUUAAUUGUGACAUGACAGAAUAACCAACAAGUUACCUGAGGCCUCGAAGUUGACUGGUGAGAUGAGCUAACUUAAACUGUAUAGCCUGGACACCCAGAUAAACAAUCAGUUAGUCCUUAAUUUAAUAGAUGCAGCAGUCUCAGCAGGGAACCCCAAACCUUUCUCUCUACAGACACUUUCUCCAGCACUUUUGGGUGGAUUUUAAGGUGUUCCCAGGCAAGCAGAGGGACAUAGUCCCUCCACCAGGAUCCUGGAUUUUCCCUGUGUCCUCUUCCCGAUGGGACAAGUCCAGAACAGCUCCCUAGGUAGGCAUCCAGUAAUCAUUAAAAAUAGAUGCCCAAACCACCACAGCUAGCUCUUCUUGAUGUAAAAGGUCAGCGGCUCCACUCUGCACUCCUCUUGUUGACAGAACUCCUCACCCUUUCCCUGAGAGUGCUCUCCAACACCCUGCAAAUGAAACUCAAUUCAACCACUUGUCCUUUCAGUCAUGCCCAUAAGGUCUGUUUCUAAGGUCUUGUCCUUUAGGUUGAUGGGAGUUUGCCAUGUGCUUCUGUGGACACGAAGAAGACAUUUGAACAUGUCCCUUGUUGCAUUCUGUAAAAAUCUGCUGAGGACGUAUGGGGUACGAGACACUUCUCUCGUUCCCCAGGUAUUCCUACUCUCACAACAUUGACCUUGAGGUCAUGACCAAAAGGACGUCAGCCUUGUUAUCAGGAGCUUGUCCUUUUGGUCAUGACCAUCAUGAGUUUUAAAGUGUUUUUUUUAUGUUGUUGCUGGUGUCGAUGUGACAUAAUUUUGUUUAGCAUUACAUCUACUGUGAAGUUUUAAAUGACGAAAUAAAGGAAAACUGAAACAGAACUCGGUGGUUUUCCCUAUUGGAAAGAGGUAAGAUGUGUAAUUUUUACUGUUGGUCAGCAGUUGGCAGCAUCAAUCCUUUAGAUAGGCCUGUGUUAAGACUUUUCUGGCUUUUAUAUGGAGUUCUGUAGAGUGCAGAAAUUAUAUUUACUAUGUUCUCCGAGCUGAGUUGCUUAUUUUCUCAGACGUAUGAAGAUAAGUGCGCGAAGAUCUCUCUCACACUAUACUCCAUGUGAAAGCCAGAAACUACACAUUUUUUGGCGCUGCAGCUGAUGAUAAACAGCAAAAAAUACCAAAUUUACUUCUUCCCAACAGGGAAAAUCAGCAACAAUCUAAAAUACAUGAUUAUAUACUGUCAUGGCCUUUGUGAUUAAAAAAAAUGUCAUUAUAAUUGAAGUCAAUUGGGCAAAAACAGCCCCCAACAUAAUGAAAGGGUGGUAAAUUAGUGUAUACUUGAGUUUUUGAAAAAUUUCAGCUUUUUUUCCAAAAAAAAUCUGUCAAAAUAAGAUUCGUCUUUAAAAAUCAUUCCAAUUGCUGAAACACUGUGAAAGUUAUGCCCCAAAUUAAGACUCAAAAUCAUCCCAGAGUGGAUGAAAACACCCCAACAGCACACAAGGGUUAAAUGUGGUAUUUCACACGUGUUCAAAGCUGUUAAAUCUGUUCAUUCCAGAA